Messenger RNA from Bubalus bubalis (water buffalo), 6319 nucleotides. RefSeq names its product chromobox 6 (gene CBX6). The record is from RefSeq and is a predicted model, not a curated record. The transcript is spliced from 5 exons. Bases 308 to 1552 code for a protein of 414 amino acids. Lineage: Eukaryota; Metazoa; Chordata; Mammalia; Artiodactyla; Bovidae.
GCCAAGCAUCUCCUUCCCGGGCUUCGGGGCCGCGGCUCCCCGAGCCAGGCUAGGCCCCUUUAAGAGCCAGCGCGCGCCCAGGUCCCGCGUGCGCUCACUUUCCCUAGCAACCGCCCCGGGGGAGGAGGAGGUCCUGGCAACGGCGCACCAGCCCGGAGGGUCACGUGACGGCCCGCAGCUGGAACGCGAGCGCGCGCCCUGCCGCGCGCCCGCCCGCCGAGCCUGAGCGCUGCGGCGCGUGCGCGAGCGGUGCAGCACCGGCCGCGGGAGCAGGGAGUAUUAUGGGCUGUGGGUGCCGCUGAGCAAGAUGGAGCUGUCUGCAGUGGGCGAGCGGGUCUUCGCGGCCGAAUCUAUCAUCAAACGGCGGAUCCGAAAGGGACGCAUCGAGUACCUGGUGAAAUGGAAGGGGUGGGCCAUCAAGUACAGCACUUGGGAGCCCGAAGAGAACAUCCUGGACUCGCGGCUCAUUGCAGCCUUCGAACAGAAGGAGCGGGAGCGUGAGCUGUAUGGGCCCAAGAAGAGGGGACCCAAACCCAAAACUUUCCUCCUGAAGGCGCGGGCCCAGGCCGAGGCCCUCCGCAUCAGCGACGUGCAUUUCUCCGUCAAGCCGAGCGCCAGCGCCUCCUCGCCCAAGCUGCAUUCCAGCGCUGCGGUGCACCGGCUCAAGAAGGACAUCCGCCGCUGCCAUCGCAUGUCCCGCCGCCCCCUGCCCCGCCCAGACCCCCAGGGGGGCAGCCCCGGCCUUCGCCCGCCCAUCUCCCCUUUCUCCGAGACGGUGCGCAUCAUCAAUCGCAAGGUCAAGCCGCGGGAGCCCAAGCGGAACCGCAUUAUCCUGAACCUGAAGGUGAUCGACAAGGGCCCAGGCGCAGGCGGCGCCGGGCAGGGGGCUGGGACUCUUGCCCGCCCCAAAGUCCCGUCCCGGAACCGCGUCAUCGGCAAGAGCAAGAAGUUCAGCGAGAGCAUCCUGCGCACGCAGGUCCGCCACAUGAAGUUCGGCACGUUCGCGCUGUACAACAAGCCCCCGCCCGGCCCUCUGCAGCCCCCGCCUCCCGGCAAGACCGACAUCGCCGCCUCCCCAGGCCAGGGGCUGCUCCUGGCGCCCCCCAGUGCCCCCUACGACGCGCGCAGCUCCAGCUCCUCCGACUGCCCCUCGCCCGUCCCGCACUCCUCCGAGCCGGAGGACGCGCCCCCCAAGCUACUCCCGGAGACCACGAGCCCGUCGGACCCCGACUGGCGGGAGCCCGAGGUUCUUGACCUGUCCCUCCCGCCCGAGGCGGCGGCCACCAGCAAGCGGGCGCCUCCCGAGGUCCCUGCAGCUGCCAGCCAGGCCCUUCCCACCGCCCCUGAGCCGGCCGGCGCCGCCUCCGAGCCCGAGGCGGGGGACUGGCGCCCUGAGAUGUCACCCUGCUCCAACGUGGUCGUCACCGACGUCACCAGCAACCUCCUCACGGUCACUAUCAAGGAAUUCUGCAACCCAGAGGAUUUCGAGAAGGUGGCUGCUGGAGUAGCAGGCGCCGCAGCGGGGGGUGGCAGCAGCGGGGCGAGCAAGUAAGGGGCGCUCCACCAAGGAGGGGGGGGCUGGGGGGCGCCCUCCUGCCCAAAGUCAUACUCUUGCUCCCGCCCCCCACACUCCCCGCCCUCAUACAACCCCGCCUGUGCUUUGCUUGUUUCAAAAGGCUCGGUGUUGACCCCGGGAUGGAGCUGGGUAGUUGGAGACCCUCUGAAGCCCAGUGGGAGGGGCAGGCCUGAAACGGGGUGGGGCUGGGGUGGGGGCGAGGGCAUCGGGAAGUCCUCCCUCUUACCUCUUGGCACCUUCCUUGCCCACGCACAGUGGGGCCUGCCGGGUGGCUCCUGGGGAGUUUCAGAACCUGGGGUUCAGCUGCCCUCCCCACAUCCCGCCCUGUCUCUCCCCAGCUUGCUUCCAGCUCUCGCGCACAGCAUCUGAUUUCUCGGUGCUAACCCCCGGCAGCUGCGGGGCUCCUUAGGGGACCCCCAUCCCAGCAUGGGCACCGUCCCUUUCCUUCCUCCAGAUAACCCGGGAAGGAGGGGCAGGGAUGGGGAAGCCAGGACAGAGGUGGAGAUGAAGGCGGCCGUGGCCCCUCUCCCCCCUUUCCCCUCUCCCGUGCGAGGGCGGCAGGAGCUGGGCCCACGUUUGGACCACCCAAGUGGGCCCCACCCACCCAUCUCUUUCCUAAUUUCUCUCUUGAAGGUGGGAGGGGCUGGCACGAACCUCGCCUGCCAUGGCCUCCGGGCAUCUAAAGGUCCCUCAGUUUCAACCAAAGGUGCUACAAGAACCUGCUGCGCGGACUUCCGGCUGCGCAUGCGCCUGCCGCCCCAGGCGCGUCCGCGUGUAUCCGUAUUUGCGUAGGGUCCCGGACCUUCCCUGGCCAUCAGCCGGGCCUGGGACCUGAUCCAGGUCCGAGGAGUUUGCUGCGGAGGCCUAGCUUCCCGGCGCGCGUGUGCAGGGGCGGGGCGCCCGACCCCCGCCUUUGUCCUUUGGGGUGGUCGGACCUGGCAUAAUGGGGACUGAGGCCGAGGGGAGACAGGCCCCUGUCCCAAGCUGCUGCUUCCUUUUGGCUGCGGGGAGUUGGAAGCCUGGACACCGUUCUUAGGGUCUCCGGCUUCUCCCCUCCCCGCCCCCUCUCUUGCUUGUGAUCGCCCAGGCUCUGUCACAGCCCAGCCUUCUCCAAGCAGCAGGAGGCCUCCACUGCUCUAGGCAGCUUCCUUUGCUGCUGCGGCCUGGGAACAUGAGUUGUCCAUACCAGUGGCAGAGACCAAAACCCCGGUUUUAGGCCGCGUGCUGGGAGGGCAGACUGGCCAAAGCGGGGGAUAGACGAGGGGGCCCGGUGUCCUUCAGGAGAACGGGCAUGUGCAGGACCCGGGGUCUGGGGCGCAGGGAAUGCAACCCCGCUGGCCAGCCCUGGGGCACUACCUGGGUGGUUUGCAACGAGUGGGAGUCCUUACUGGUGGCUCGAGGUGGCUUCCUGGUGUAUCAGCUUAGAACCAGUGAUGUCAGAAGGAGGACGCAGAAAGGGAAUUCCGGGUGGUUAACAAACACCUUGGCCCUAAGCAUGGGGAGGACUCUGUCUUCCGACUCUCCCUGCCAGAUUGUGGCAGGGUCCUCCGACCCUCCCCGAAACAUUGAUAGAACUAGGGUGGUCACAGGGUUCGGGUGUCUGGAGCUCCUGACCCCUCCCCAUCCUGCCCUUCUGUUGGCUCCGUGGCCGUCCAAGUGCCAAUUGGCUUCGCCCCAAAUAAGGGCUGGUAUUUCUCCUCUGUCCUUAGAGGGGAUUCCCUCCCCCUUCCACACACACACACCGACCCCCACACCAGGUGCGUGUCCACCUGGGUGCCAGUUACAGGUGUUUCCAGAGACCAUAGAAAUGUGUUUUCCUGAGAGUCCGUGUCAUUCGUGACCUUUUUUGUAAAGAAGUUGUGUUUUCAGAGGUGAUUUUAUGACAGGAAAGUGAAAGAAUUAGUUUUGCAAAAAACAGAAAAAAAGAAAAAAAAAAUGGGGGGGAGAAAUAGAAAAAAAUAUUGUGGGAUUCCUAGGGGUUGGGGAGGGUGGGGAGAAAGAUAUUUAAAGAAAAACUAGUAACGCAGCGAUUGCACAGCUGAGGCGGCAAUGUAAGGAACGUGGACAGAGGCCUAGGCCCAGUUGGGAGGGCGCCCCCACCCCGGCAACAGCCCCCCUUCCUUGGCCCGAGACAAGUUAAGCCCUCCCUCCUGUGCUCUGCCCAGGUUCCACUCUUGUCCCAGCUCAGACAGAAGGAUGACCCCUGUUCCCAAAGGAACUUGCCAGAAGCUUCAGGGGCCAGGCAGGUAGAGCUGAGAUUGGGGGAGGCAGGGGUCAGCAGGGGUUCCACUGUUCCUGGGACCCAGCAUUGGUGACUCUCCAGGAAGGCUGGUGAGGGGGUACAAUUGGGUUCCUUGCCCCCCUUCAUUCCUUUGCCAGCCUGUUGGUCCUUCUGGUUCCUCCACCGCCACCCCAUGGGGGCAUCUCCCUCCCCAUUGCCCCAAUGACCAUGAUACCCCCAAGCUUCCCUGGCCAGGUAGGGAUUGCUGCAGGUGUCAGGAAGACAGGAGCUGUGGACUCUGGGAGAGCCUUCGGUGGUGAUCAUGGUGGGUUGGGGGUAACCCUAGGGAGAGGGUGUGUCCGCCCCUGUCUCUUUCCACAGGUGAGUCGCUGCCCUUGACCCCCAGCUGUGCAGCCCUGCCCCAGCAGAGGCACGCAUGCGCAUGGCUGUCUCCCAGGCAGGCAGCUCCCCUGGGGGCCCAAGUGGGCACCGGGUCAAGAGCAAGCGGAGCCCUCCUUACCUCUCUCCCAGAGUGGCUCUGAGCCGGGCCCAGUAGCCCCCACCACACUUGCACAGACCAGCCUCCCGUGGGCCCUCCCUCCCCUGCUGCUGCUUUUCCGUUUGCCUAAUUACCAAGCAGAAGUUGCAGUUUGGUUGGCUUUAUUUUUUGUAUAUGAAAGACCCCUCAAGACCCGGUCUUCUUCCUUGUUCAAUAUUGGUUGGGGUCAUCUCCCCUUAAUGCCACCCUCUCCUCGCCCCCAUGUCAUAGGAAACAGAUGAGGUCUGGUGUCUGGUUUGAGGUGGGAACUUGGAACCCAUCCCUGUCUCAUUCCCCUCCCAGAUACUCAGUUUGCCCGUCUGUGAAAUGGGUGUAUUGGGCAGCAUGGCCUUUUCCUAAAGCAUGGCCUUUUCACCUGUUGGUGUCCAGGCAGCUGCUGAGGAUUAGGUGGUGGUGGAGGUUGCUGGCACUGGGGCCUCUACUCCCACAGCUGCUUUUCAUUCUCACCCUGCAAAGGGGUCAGGAUCAAAAUGGGCUCCAGCAGAGCCCAGUGAGGCAGGCAGAGUGGGAAGGGUCACCCCACUUCCAAGGCCAGGAAACUGGGCCUCUGAGAGGCAAAGCUGCUUCAUUGGAAUGAAGAGCCCAGCUGCUCUGGCCUUUCGGGGACAACCUUUGAAAGGUGGAGUCCAGGGCCCUGGAGCUACCACAAAGCCAGGGGCUUUCCCUGAGCCAGGCAGUCCUGGGUGAGAGGUCGGCCCAAAGGAGGAAGUUGUUGGCUCGGGGAACUGGGCCACCACCAGCCUUUCUAGCCUCCGGGUGGACCCAAGUGGACACACUGCCUUUUGUGUCUUUAGGGGUUUUGUUGGUGGUUGUUAGUUUUGUGUUUUGGGAGGAUUUUUUCUUUUCUGUUUUUUUUUUUUUUUUUUUUUUUUUGCACUUGGCCCAUGCCGGACAGUGGGACCCGCCUGGUCAGUUCCACUUUCAGGCUCCCAUGCACUAGCCCAAGGCAGCCUCUUGGGGGCUUGUAUGGUUUAAGGAAUCACUUUUGGAAAAAAAAAAAAAGGAAAGUGUUUAAAGGUUUUUGGUGUUUUUUUUUUCUGUCUGCAUCUCCUCUCAGAUUGAGAAAGCCCAGAAUUAGGGGCUACCACUCCAGGAGAGAGGGAGGGUGUCCCCAUCCUGGCCCUAUCUUAUUGAUAGUUACCAAGACACCAAGAUGGGGACAGGCUGGGUGGAGACCGAGGUACCCAUCUCCCAGGCCUGUGGGGUCACCCCAUCCCGCCUUGAAGGAGUCAGCACCUCACUCCAGCAGUGGGUGAGUGCCUGUUGUUUGCAGAGCUUCAGUUAGGCAAAGGGGGGCUGGUGGUCUAAUGAGGGACCCCUUGCAAGAGGCCACAGUACAAGGAACCAAGGGUUCUGGGGCCUCCCCCUGCUAUUGGGUGGAGUAGAGAUGGAGACUUCUUGUUGGUUUUAAUUUAAAAACGCAAAAGCCUAAAGAAAUGUAUCUUAUAAUUUUUUUUUAAUUUUUGAAAAGCUCAUUUAAUGAAUUGUGCACGAAUGAAUUCUAUAUAUAUAAAAUAUACAUAUAUAGCUCUAUAUUUGGGGAGGGGUGCUAUCUCUUUUUUCUCUCAUUUUAAAAAUGAAGUGUUGUUGCCUUUGUCUGUGGUUCAACCAUCCAGCUCCCAGCUGGCUAAACUUUGCCUCCAGUGGUUCAAGACAGGAAACUAGUGGGGGGAGCGGGAGACCGGAGACGCGGGGCGGGGGCGCCACCCCAGUGCAGGGCUGGGCCUCCGGGCCACCUGCUCCUCUGCCAGAGGUCGCGGGUGGAGAAACGCCUUGUGUGGGCUGUGGGUUUCGGUUCUGUUGUUCUGAAAUCGGUUGUUUCUGGGCCGGGGGAGGGGGGUCUGUGCUACUCUCGUCUUGUAUGUUUUGUUCUGCUGCUCUUCAAUAUCGUAUCAAUGCCAGGAAGGGGGCGCAGAAAGCCUCUUUGGCCCCCCCCAAAUAAAUUGUCACAUUCCGAAGCUAA